This is a messenger RNA of Drosophila elegans, 1493 nucleotides long. RefSeq names its product inactive serine protease 54. The record is from RefSeq and is a predicted model, not a curated record. The transcript is spliced from 7 exons. The coding region runs from base 33 to 1424 and encodes 463 amino acids. NCBI's taxonomy places the organism in Eukaryota, Metazoa, Arthropoda, Insecta, Diptera, Drosophilidae. Gene Ontology annotation, biological process: proteolysis. Gene Ontology annotation, molecular function: serine-type endopeptidase activity.
GCAAUCAGUCACUUGGCUUAUUUUCGCUGGGAAUGAUGUCCGCCAUGAUUUCGUUGGCUCUGCUCGCAUUGGUGCUCUGCCACGAGGGAUUAUCUCAACUCCUGGAUGAAAAGUGCGUCGGCCAGGCGGAGAUUGGCUCAAAAGUAAGCAGUGGGCACAGUGCUCCUUGGUUGGCAAGCAUAUACAACACCACGGGAUUUGUUUGCGCUGGAACACUUGUCCACAGACAAUUCGUCCUAACCGCAGCUCAUUGCAUUGAACAUCAGAAAACACUGUUUGUGCAUUUGGGAGAGAGCGACAGAUUGUGCCCUCAUUCGCAAUGCAGAGAAGUGGAAUCCUAUAAUGUGAAGGAGGCUAUAGUCCAUCGAAAUUUUACAGAUUUUACAAGUAACUUAGGUCUACUGAGAUUGGAAACUGCAGUAAGUUAUAGGGCUCAUAUCCUGCCAAUUUGCAUAACUUUGGAUGAUGGUAUAAGAACGGAGAAAGUCCCAACUUUGGAGGCCAUUGGGUGGGGUAAAUCGGAUUCCGGACUGCAGACUAGCUUUGUAACUCGGCGAACGUCGGAGGAAUGUCGACGAAGAGGUCUUAUUUGCACUGCUGAAGGAGUAGUCAACUCCGGAGGUCCGCUGGCGGUCAGUUUAAAUUACCGGGGGAGAAUGAUCACCGCACAGUUUGGGAUCAUGAGCUAUGACGGUUCAGUCCAUACAGAUGUGAUGGCCUUUAAGGACUGGAUAGGUAAUAUUGUGAGGGGUUUCGGAGCCAUAGAGGAGGAGGAGGGGCUUUUGUUCGAGCAGUGCACUAGCAAUUGGACCGGCGGAGUUGUUGUGCGCCUUUGGGAGGUGUCACUACUUCAGAACACUUUUACUGGCUCGCUAAUUACAGAUCGAUUUGUCAUAACUGUUGCCAGUGCCCUUCCCACAGAAGUCACACAAAUCAAAGUGGAAACAAGGUAUCAUCAGAGCUUUAAUGUUGAAUCCAUCCACAAGCAUCCACAAUUCACACAUUUAUCAGGAUCAAUGAAGAACAACAUUGCUUUGCUUAAACUUACUGAGAAGAUUCCAAAUUCAAAUCUUGUGAAACCGAUCUGCAUUGGAUUGAACCCAAAAAUCCCAAGGACAUUGACUGCACUUUUCGUUGCAAACAGAAAUAAUCAAAUCGGAGUUCGAAAAGUAAAUCUAAGUCGCAUCGACAGUUCCAUUUGCUCAAGAGUCAUUCGAGUUCCAGUUGAAUCUAAUCAAUUUUGUGUCGAGAAACCUAGCGAUUUUAUUUACGAGAAGCCUGGUUCAGUUCUAGGUUCAUUUCAAAAUGUCAAAGGUGUCGAUAGAUACCUUUUAGUUGGCCAAAUAAGCCUUGUUAGGAAUGGCCUAAUCGUUUUUACAAAUAUUAAAAGUUACAUCAACUGGAUAAAAGAAACGGUGAUUUAAAACCAAAAAAAUAUAACCCCUUUUGUUUGUUUUGAACCGUUAUCUCUAAUAAAAUUCAAUGGAAACAUA